This is a messenger RNA of Brassicogethes aeneus, 632 nucleotides long. The record is from the annotation of a GenBank genome assembly. Lineage: Eukaryota; Metazoa; Arthropoda; Insecta; Coleoptera; Nitidulidae.
UAUAGAUGGCGUGGUGGUCGAAUUAAAUCUGUCAAAAUAAGUAGUGUUUACAAAUUAUCAAAAAUGGUUCUUGUAGAUCCUGAAACAAGAAAUAUAGCCGGAAUUCCGGGCACGGCAACAAAUGUUAGGGUGAAGGAGCCUAAAAGGAUCCUGCAUUUUUCUGACGGUGUUUUGGAGGAGUACAGUUCUGAUGAAGAUGAAGUCGACGCAGCAAAUAAUAAUACAGAGCAGGCUAUUGUGGACCCCGCUACCUUGACUUGGGGACCUUGGUUUGUUUAUAAAGCUUGGACAGCAGGAUCAAACACUUUAUAUGCUCUUGACAAAUCUGGUGAAUUUCUGGCCUCAAUGUUUGGAAUUACCACCCCAAAGUAUUAUUUUGAAUUGGAGGAAUACAAAAGACGACAGGAACAAUUAAAAUUGAGGCAGGAGCAAGGCGAGGGUUGGAGUGAACCUUCAACAGUAGUGCCAUUAAAUGAAAUUUCAACUAAACAACCAGAGCCAGCUCAGGGAGAAGUUUAGUGGUAUUUAUUGAAUAUAAAUACUUUAAUCAUUCUUAUAAAAUUUAUUUAAUUUUUAUUUAAUAAUUAAUGGCAUAGCGUGGUUUUAACAUUUGCUCACUGUUAUAAGAUAUU